CUCCAUGCUCCUCUCCUCCCAAAUAAAUACCACCAAUCACCAAGUUGCUUGAUAUAAUUUUUACAUGUCCAACUUAAUUCAAUAUUUACACCAAUGUCAAUCAACUAAUAAUCUCUUAGCCAUCAAGAAACUCCAUGCUCACCUACUAACUAAAGGCAUUCUCUUCGUUCUUCAUGAUUUUCACACCCAACUCAUUGCAACCUACUCUUCAUGCCUUCCCAACAACAAUCUUCAAACACUAACAAACACUUUCUUCAAAUGCAUGAACUCCACCAACCCAUUACACUUCAAUGUUAUUAUAUCCAAUUUUUGUCGUAAAGGUUUCCCCUUUCUUGCUCUAACCACAUUCUCCUUUAUGCAAACCAAUGCUGUUCCUUUGGAUACAUACGCUUUGUGUAGCACUUUGACCGCUACAUCUAAAGUCAAAGAUUUCAAUUUUGGGAAACAGAUACAUGCCCACGUUGGAAAAUCAGGUUGGUUUUCUAGUGUGUUUGUGGGUAGUGCUUUGAUUGAUUUUUACUCUAAAUUGUUGAAUGUAAAAGAUGCAGCUCUUGUGUUUGAUGAAAUGCCUGACAGGAAUACUGUUUGUGCCAAUGCACUUUUGUCUGGUUAUUGCGAUGAUGGGUUAUGUGUUAAGGCACUUGAACUAGUUAGGAAGAUGCCUGUGUUGAAAUUGAAGUACGAUCGGUUUACAUUAUCAGCGGCUUUACGUGCAUGCACUGGAUUAUCUUCUGUUGAAAUUGGUAGACAGCUGCAUAGUUAUUUGCUCCGUACCACACCUGAUUUAGAGAAUGAUGUGUUUCUGCAGAGUGCGUUGAUUGAGAUGUAUGGCAAGUGUGGAAUGGUAGAGAAGGCUCAGCUGGCUUUUAAGUUGGAAGGAAUGGUGAUCAGGAAGGAAAAAAGUAGAGAUGUUGUGCUAUGGACUUCGAUGCUUGGUGUGUAUGGUAAAAAUGGGCAUUAUAAAGAAGUAAUUGAUUUGUACAGCGAAAUGUUGCAGGAAGGAAUCAGACCCGAUGGAAUAGCAUUUCUGACAGUAAUCUCAGCUUGUGGUCACACUGGCCAAGUACAUGCUGGUGUCAAGUAUUUUGAAUCUAUGACUAAUGAUUUCAAGUUGGAUCCUGGUCCAGAGCAUUAUAGUUGCCUGGUUGAUUUGCUUUGUAGGGCUGGAGAAUUACACAAGGCAUGGGAAUUACUUAAUGAGACAUGUCAUUAUAAGGGAAUAGGUAAUUGUAGUGUCUCCAUGUGGGGAGCUCUACUCAAAGCUUGUGUGGACAGUGGGAAUUUAGAGCUGGCCAAAUUGGCAGCUCAGAGGGCUCUUGAAUUGGAUCCUCAAAAUGCUGGAAUCUGUGUUAUGCUAUCAAACCUAUAUGCGCGCUUCGGUAUGUGGGAUGAGAUUGAACGUUUGAGGGUAUUGAUCAAACAAAGAGGGUUAAUAAAAGAUGUUGGAUGCAGUUGGGUUCAGAUAACAAAUUGAAUGGGUAGGAAAUGGUUUGAAGUGGUGAUGUUUCCUUUAAAAUCUUAUUGAAAGGUCUUUACUCCAAAUCCUAAACAUGCCUACCAUAAAACAUCAAGAACAAAUAGGGAAUGCUCAACCAGCUUGGGGUUAAAAUAUGAGACGUUUAUUUAGAUUUUAGAAUGGAUUUCAUACCGAAGAACAGCAUGACAUAUAUUUCCCUGGAGAAAUACUAUAUAGUUCAAAAUUACAAGCAAUAAGUUUAGUAUGAAAAAUAAAUGUCUUCAGGUAUAGAUGUCUUCUGUAUCAACUGUUUUCAAUGAGCAUUUAAGUCACCAAAUGAAGAAUGCAAUUGCGGCAUCUAUGGAUAUACAUGAUAUCCAACAAGUCAAGCUUCUUUAUAAUCAGAAGUUGAGAACACUACAGCCUCCAUAGGAUACAACCAUGCAAGUCAAUAUCUCAGGUGCUGUUGAUUUUGGUCAUGUAUCUUAUUUUUAAAUAUUUCUUGUGAUGUGAAAAUUAUAUGGCAUUUACAUUCAAGUGAAUGAACUUAGCUGUGCAUAUAUGCAAUUAGGAAUUUAGGAUGUUAAAAUUUGCCUUAAACUAAACGUAAAUCUUCAAGAUUUUUCACUCCGCACUAUCAUCAAUAAUUUAUGAAUGAUCAAUCAGUCAAGAGGAUAAAG
This is a messenger RNA of Trifolium pratense (red clover), 2136 nucleotides long. RefSeq names its product pentatricopeptide repeat-containing protein At3g12770-like. The record is from RefSeq and is a predicted model, not a curated record. Gene Ontology annotation, molecular function: RNA binding; protein binding. The transcript has 3 exons. NCBI's taxonomy places the organism in Eukaryota, Viridiplantae, Streptophyta, Magnoliopsida, Fabales, Fabaceae. Bases 65 to 1474 code for a protein of 469 amino acids. Gene Ontology annotation, biological process: RNA modification.